Fibroporia radiculosa is the source of this 1935-nucleotide messenger RNA. RefSeq lists its product as uncharacterized. Gene Ontology annotation, biological process: regulation of translational termination; peptidyl-proline hydroxylation. The coding region runs from base 1 to 1935 and encodes 644 amino acids. The transcript is spliced from 4 exons. Gene Ontology annotation, molecular function: iron ion binding; peptidyl-proline dioxygenase activity; L-ascorbic acid binding. Gene Ontology annotation, cellular component: cytoplasm. The record is from RefSeq and is a predicted model, not a curated record. NCBI's taxonomy places the organism in Eukaryota, Fungi, Basidiomycota, Agaricomycetes, Polyporales, Fibroporiaceae.
AUGACCCUCACGCACGACCGACCACAGAGCCCUGGGGCUGAUGAUAGCGUUGACUCCGACCCCGCCCUGCUGAAGAGGAUGAAGACGAGCCAUAUAUCCAACCCCGACAGUGUCGCCGAUCACUUCCAUCCUGACCUCUUCGUGCCGGGAAAUAUCCAUCGUCUUCACUCCGAGUACGACCAGAGCUCCCCGUACAAGCAUGCUGUCGUCGAUAAGCUCUUCCAGGACGACCUGCUCCAGCGUGUCAAGGACGAGGCGCUGUCAGAGCUCAGCUUUUCCGAGAAGGAGACAGACAUCUACAAGGUGAAGCAGACGGGAGACCUCGCAUCGCUUUCGUUUCUCACUGACGAGCAGCGUGCGCUGCUGCCCAACCUUCUCACUCUCCGCGAUGCGCUCUACUCUUCCAAGUUCCGCGCGUUUCUGCGCGCGGUGACCGGCUGUGGCCCCUUGUCUGGCACGAAGCAGGACAUGUCCGUUGUCUCAUACACAAAGUCGUGCCAUCUGCUCAACCACGACGACGUAAUUGGCACGCGCCGCGUCUCGUACAUUCUAUAUAUGCCCCUUCCGAACUUCAAGGGAUGGCAGCGGGAAUGGGGCGGCGCGCUUGAGCUCUAUCCGACCAAGCUGGGCCCGGACGGCGUUCCUGAACCUGAAUCCGUGCCAAGCAAAAAUAUCCCGCCAAGCUGGAACCAGUUCGUCUUUUUCGAGGUCCAGCCAGGGAAGAGCUUCCAUUCCGUGGAGGAAGUCGUCGUAGGAGAGCGCGAGGACGGUAGGGAGCGGCUGAGUAUCAGUGGGUGGUUCCAUGCCGCACAGCCAGGCGAGGAGGAUUACCUGCCCGAGAGUGCACCCGAAGUGAAAAGCUCACGCGAGCAGCUCACGUCUACAUCUACCGACUUCAAGUCCUACUCUGACAUAGACGAGCCCCCACUCCCCGAUCAGCCACUCUCGGAGAGCGACAUCUCCUUCCUCUCCCAGUUCAUGAACCCCGUAUACCUCCAGGCGCGCACGAUGAAAGCCUUGGCGUCGCGCUUCGUCGAAGAGUCCUCUCUCGAGCUGCACGAGCUGCUCUGCGCCCCACUCGCCGCGAAACUUGAGUCGGGCCUUCGCGCCACCGACGCAGCGGACGGGCUCGGCCCAUCGCGCGCGACGCCCAUUCCUUCGCACACCGCGGGCACACGGGGGGCGUGGGCACUCAAGGGUCCGCCGCACAAGUGGCGGUACUGCACCCUGCGGGGGCACGAGCACGGCGGCGCGAGCCGGACGGAGCCGCGCUGGGCGCAGGACUCGCCGGACGAGAUCGUGCGCGCGCUGCAGGACGAGCUCGUCGCGAGCGCCGCGUUCCGCGCGUGGCUCGGGUGUGUGUCGCGCUUGCUCCCGCUGCGCUACGCGGUCGAGGCGCGCCGCUUCCGCCCCGGACUCGACUACACGCUCGCGACGGGUGAGACGAGGGAGACGCGGCUGGACGUCGUGCUCGGGCUCACGCCGCAGUUCGAGGGGCCGCCUGAGCCAUCGGCAGCGCAGCAACGGGGAGAGGGAGACGAAGAUGUGUUGCGUGGGUGGCAGACGGGCGAAUGGGGCGGGUGGGAGUGUUACAUGGCUCCGCAUGACGAGGAAGACGAUCCGGCCGUGUACCGAUCCGGGUCGAGUAAAAACAACCCGAACGGGCAUGGGAAUGGAAACGGACACGGAAAUGGCCCGAAUGGCCACGCUCAGGAGGGGUCGGAUCCAGCGCAAGAGGACAUGGACGAAGACGAAGACGACGACGACAAUGCUACGCUCUUGACGGUGCAGCCCGGCUUCAAUCGAUUGCUGCUGGUCCUGCGCGACGAGGGUGUGAUGCGUUUCGUCAAGUAUGUCUCGGCUGCCGCUCAGGGUUCACGGUGGGAUAUUUGUGGGGAGUUCGAGAUUGGCAUGGUCGAAGAGGACGACGAUUAG